Molecule: messenger RNA, 6303 nt
Organism: Uranotaenia lowii
Lineage: Eukaryota; Metazoa; Arthropoda; Insecta; Diptera; Culicidae
Product: synaptotagmin 1
Exons: 7
Coding region: 107-1204 (365 amino acids)
Biological process (GO): cellular response to calcium ion; regulation of calcium ion-dependent exocytosis; calcium ion-regulated exocytosis of neurotransmitter
Cellular component (GO): dense core granule; synaptic vesicle membrane; axon
Molecular function (GO): calcium-dependent phospholipid binding; calcium ion binding; syntaxin binding
Source: RefSeq, a predicted model, not a curated record
AAUAGAAGAAAAUGAGGACCUAUCGAGCACCGCGUCGCCAACGAAGGGCGAGGCGGAGAAAAUUAGCGAAAAAGCGGCCGAAAUCACCGAAGCGCUAGCACACGAGAUGGGCAUCCCGACGUGGGGCCUCGUUUCGAUCAUCAUCGUCGUCCUCCUAAUCAUCCUCGGCAUCUGCGGGUUCUGCAUUCGGCGAUGCUUCCGCAAGCGGCGCUCCAAAGACGGCAAGAAGGGCAUGAAAGGAGUCGAUAUGAAAUCGGUACAAUUAUUAGGUUCAGCAUACAAAGAAAAGGUUCAACCGGAUAUGGAAGAACUGACGGAGAAUGCCGAAGAACCCGACGAAGGGGAGAGUAAGCAGAGCGAGCAGAAGUUGGGCAAGCUCCAGUACAAGAUCGAGUACGAUUUCAAUGCAAACGCCCUCACCGUAACUGUCAUCCAGGCGGAAGAACUGCCUGCCCUGGACAUGGGAGGUACAUCGGAUCCAUACGUCAAAGUCUACCUGCUGCCGGAUAAGAAGAAGAAGUUUGAAACUAAAGUUCACAGGAAAACUCUCAAUCCGGUAUUUAACGAAUCGUUCACGUUCAAGAGCCUUCCAUAUGCCGAUGCGAUGAACAAAACCCUAGUGUUUGCCAUCUUCGAUUUCGAUCGAUUCUCCAAACACGACCAGAUCGGGGAAGUCAAGGUCCCACUGUGCCAGAUCGAUUUGGCCCAAACCAUUGAGGAGUGGCGAGAACUGCAGAGCGUCGAAGGCGAAGGCGGUCAGGAUAACAAGCUGGGAGACAUCUGCUUCUCGUUGCGUUACGUACCAACUGCAGGUAAAUUGACCGUCGUAAUCUUGGAAGCGAAGAAUCUGAAGAAAAUGGAUGUCGGUGGAUUGUCAGAUCCCUACGUUAAGAUUGCGCUGAUGCAGAACGGAAAGCGUUUGAAAAAGAAAAAGACUAGUAUCAAAAAAUGCACACUAAACCCCUACUACAAUGAGUCGUUCUCAUUCGAAGUUCCUUUCGAACAAAUACAAAAAGUGAACCUGGUUAUUACCGUGGUGGAUUACGAUCGCAUCGGUACGUCGGAACCCAUUGGUAAGGUGAUCCUGGGCUAUAACGCUAGCGGAACCGAACUGCGCCACUGGUCCGACAUGUUGGCCUCGCCUAGGCGUCCAAUCGCACAAUGGCACACGCUGAAGGACCCGGAGGAUGACAAGAAGGACUAAGCUGCUGCUACUACUGACCAGCAGAAAGACCAGCGAGAGGGAGCAUCCCGAAAACCGCUAAGAGGAUGAGGUGACUACCUACAACAACAACCGGAACGAAACAGCAGCAGCGUGCAGAACAACCAACAAACACCCUUACAUAUAUGUAUGAUCAAAUAGCAAAGACUACAACUGAUUACGGAGAAAAAAAAACAAUACCGCCAGGGCAGUUGUUUGAGUAACAACCCAAAAGAUCAAUCAUUUUAUGUGCGCUGGAAUCCCAAAAAAAAAAAAGCUAGUAAAAGAAAUUUCGAACAUGCUAAGAUAGGAUAGCUAAAUGAUAUGCCAUAUAGCUUUGCGAGGUUGAAACCUGUCGAGAAUAAUAGAAGUUGAUAGCAAAAACAAAACAAACAGAGACAUUAAACAAAACGAUGUUCUAUAUCAGGUGUACCACACAUAAUUCGAUAAAAGUAAAUGUUUGUUUCGUUACUCCCUUGGAUGUACGGUUAACUCUAGUAGACAGAAGCAGAAAGCGUUUGAAGAAUCGGAUUACUACUGUGUUUUGUUUUUGCGAAUAAAAAAAUUCCAGCGACAGAAGGUGUGUAUGAAUAAACCAAAAGAAGAAAAAAAAAACAAAAACAUCGUCUUACAAUUUUUUAGGUUUCAAAAAAGUUACAAUUGCGGUUACAUUUUUGACGCUAGCUCAGUUCUCUUAUGCAUAGCAUAUUGAUAAGAAUUAUGAACCAAACACAUAUAUAAAGCUGAAUAUAAAUCGUAGCAAAACAAAGAAGCAACGACGUCAGUCUAAAUUCAGUCGAAUAACCUGGAAGAGCGCCUAUUGUGCAUCUUUUCUAGCUGCAGCAAUGGCUCUCGGUAUAAUUGCUUCGAAUGCCAGCCAGCAGUCGUUCACGCAUACUAAAUAAAAAAGAAAGCAAAACACGAUAGCAGCAAGCAUAUUGAGAAACAAAAAAAAAGACACACGCAAAUCAAUAGAUAGCUCUGUAAAAAGCUAGAAAAAUAGACAAUGUAGCUCUAGAGUUGAACUAACACUACAUUUAAAACAAAAUCCUAGAAUAGCUGACGAGAAAAUCCGAAAGCGAACAUGAACAAAACCUAAAAAAAAAACAAUAUAAACGGUCCCAUGAUUCGAUGUGUCGUAGAAAAGAAGCACAAUAAUAGCCUAACAAAAAAAAAGCGAAACGACAGACGACGGAAAGAUAAUCAGCUGUUCUGUUAAACUACUUAAAUGACAAAAGAAGCUACGAAACAAAAAGUCAUUAAAAGGAAAGAAACAAACACACAUUUAGAGGGUAGCAAAUAAACAAUGGAAAAAAAUGUGGAUAAAGUAGGUUGAUCGAAAUAAGCAGCAGCAACAGCAGCAAAAAAAAAGUAUCAAAGAAAGUAAUAAAUGUGUGUGUGCGUGUGCUAGGGCGUUUGAUUUUUAUUUUGUUGAGCAUCGCACUAGAAUGGCUUUUAACCUCGAGUAUUAGCUACAGUACAGGCUACAGUAUAGCCUCGAGUACAGGUAUUCGAAUCAAUCUGCUGAGAGAAAGAAUCUGAGCUAGGAUUCGAUCGAAUGUAAGAUAUACUGAAACAAAAAAACAAAAUGAACAAAAGAUGUACUUAGAAACGAGAGCAAAAUAACGAUUGCAUUCGACUGUCCUGACUGUAUUUGCAAACACUUGCAUUUAUCAUACGCAAAACUAAUGGAAAAGAAAGAAGAAGAAAAAAACAUUGAUGUGUCAUUAUAGUUCUCAAAUUUUGGACAAUAUUCGAUUGAAAAAGAAAAUGGAAACAAAAAAGCAACAGUACAUAUAUUGGUUAAUUUGUUGAUUCCGGAAAGUUUUUGCGUUUGGAUUAGAAACGAUUGUUGAGCAAUAGUUUUUGUGAAGUGUAGUUUCGCGGAAAGUUCGGCAUCCGAUUCGUUGAUCAAAAGUUAUGGAUUGAAAUAGGUUGUUGUUCCGUUUUCAUCUUCCUUUACAAAAUUGUAAGAGUUUCUGGCAACACUGUAGGAAGAAUUUCAUUGAUUUUUUCAUAUUUCAAUUUAAAACUUAAAAAGUUUUAACACACUUGUAAGAUGAUAUUGAACCUUGAAAAAAGAGAAAAAAUAUUUUAAAAAUGUGCAGUGUUGCCAAACAGUUUUAAAUUUGCAAAGUAUUUAUUUUUUUAAUAACCCAGAUAUUUUCUUUCAAUUCAGGACAAAAAUAGAAUGUGUUCAGUAUCUAUUAUAAUAACAAAAAAAUUAAAAGCAGUUUUCUGCUUUAAAAUAUUUACAUUCCAUCUUCCGAACGAAAAUCUUUCCAAAUUGGCACCAAUUAAGUUUUAAUGAUAUGAAAUAAAAGUCACCAUCGAUGCUGAACUUUUCGAAAGCUACGAAUGUUGCAUGUGCUGCUUUGAAAUCUUCUGCCUUCAUGGAUUAGUUUAGAGAGCCAACUAUGAACACCGUAACAAAUAUGAGCUUUUGACCAUUCCAUCGAACCUCACCGAAUGAAGCGAAAUGAAAGAGAGUUAAAAACAGCCGUCGGUAAGAUUGAAAACUACUGUAAAUGUACGCUCACACUGUAUGAGUUUGACCACGCGUCUGUGUAUGUGUGUGAGUGUGAGUUCGCGUGAGGCAAAUUGCAGUUUGCCCGGCUUCACUUUACGAGACGACGCAUGCGCGGCAAACAGUACUGUUCUUAUAUACAUAUGGCAAAAGAAGAUCCAACUAAACUAAACUUUACAAAUUCGCAAACGAUCGAAGGCAUGAACGAUGAUCACUACUGAAACAACUCACACACACACGCACGUAAACUGUUGAGUAAGGUAUUUUCCGUCGAAAGUAAAAUAGGUUCACAAAUUCCAUAGAUUACUGUAAAUCAGUUUGAAGAAAAAAAUAUUAUGGAACUGUACUUCUUGUUGAAACAAAAAAUAUAAAAAGUUAUAAAAAAAUACUAUUUACCGUUAAAUAAGAUGAUCUAUCUAUUGAAUUAUAUAUACAUAUUAUAAAGUUGAUCAAAUUUGAAUACGAAUAUUCCCAUAAAAUACAGUAUUUGUACACUCAGCUAUAUCAGUUAAAAAAUUCUAAUGGCAUUAACAGCUGUAUAGGUCAAACAGAAAAGAAAAAAACAAUCUCUCAACACAACUGAAACUUUGUAACUAUAGUCCAGUACACAGAUCGAGCUGUUAUUUGCCAGCCGCCGACGAUCGGGUGCUGAAUCGCUACGUCAACAGCUAAAAUUAGUUUAGCUUGAGCAAAAGUUCCGACUAGGGGUGUCAGCACCCGUUAGGCGAAUCCUCUAACAUCUAACACAUACACUCUGAAAAAAAAAACUCACGUCUUGAGCAUUUUCUUUCUUACAAAGACGCAAGUAUAAACGUGAUUUACUAGUGAUCCACUUAAUAUCAUACCACUUCUAGAACUAGUAUUUCUAGCAAGUACUUUCACUGUUAAGACUUAUAGAAAAAAAACAAACAAAACCUUCAAUGUAAACCUGUUCUGAAAACCAAAACAAACCUACAGAAAACAAAACCCGCUACAACAGAUGACAUUUUACUUUAGCUACAUAAAAAAGGACUCUUGAGUAGAGACGUACAAUUUUUAAGGCAACGAGAAAACAACAGAUGUUUCAUUUUAUCUCACCUUUCUUACUUCCAACGGCUAAAUAACGCUCCCUCCAAUUUGUUGUUGCAUUUGAUCCCUGAGGCACACCCAAUCUGGUGGCUCUGGGAACUUAAAUUUGUUACCUUGUAAAUAUUGCAUCGUAUUCAGAUCGAACGAACGAAACGAAAGCUUUCUUAUUGAGAACCAAUGAAAAGAAGAAGCACUUAACCUUCACUGACCAGACGAAGGAAAUAGACGAAAAAAAUUCAGCGAUAAUUUACGCAACUCCUAUCCUAAAAACCAAACUCUUAAAAAAAUCAUUACUUCUCGUUCUAGUCCUCUCGUGCACUUCGUAGAAAUGUUAGUUCAGACUGCACCUCUAGUGAACAAAACCCAAAACAGAACAAACAAUCCAGAGACAUAAGCUAGACUCAAUUUACUCGACUAUUCGAAGUCAUUCAAUAGCGUGGGGGAGAAGACAAAAUCACAAACUAUUUAACAAAAAAACGCUACCUUCACGAAGGACAUACGAUUGUUCAGCUAUCUUUGAAAUUUUGAAAAUAAAAUAAAAGAAAAAUAAACUAAUAUGCGCUAAUUUAGGAGCUCAAUUUAACCCCACCUCCCUUAAAAAAACAAACAAAGUAAAAAGUCCGUUGGAACAGAACAAAAUAACUACCUAACCUUUCCUCAUAGGAAUAUAGUCAUCAGAAAAAGUGAAAUAAAAACGAAUAGCAGGUAAAUAUACUAGACACAGAACUCGCUGAGUGCUAGAUAGCGCAGGUUGAGCAAAGAGGAAGAAAUGGUUUUAAAUAGGAACAAAAAACAAACAAACAAAAAACAACCGAAACUUUCGAUAAUCGUGUAGGACAAAACAGACAGAGCUAUAAUCACCGCAUUUAUGCAACAGACAUAGUAGAUUUUAUUUCCGGAAUAAAUGUACGAAUCAUACAAACCUAAUAUUUACCAGCACCGACAAAAAAGUUUAGCUUGACCACUGAGGCUUGAAUGGACAAAACCAAAAGAUCUUUAGACGACGAGACGAUACCAAUCACCUACAACCAGACAAAACCGCUACAAAUCAGCUAAAGCGCAUUUUAUUGAAUCGAAUUAAAAAUGACUAAUCGCAGAGAAGAAGAAAAAAAAACAAACAUAAAAUAAACCUACAGCUAGAAACAAAAAGAAACAAACUGACAACUGAUAUAGGAGUAGCAUAGCAGGGAAGAGAAAGAAGAAAAAACAUACAAGAAGAAGCAAAAACAAAAACAAAAACAACCGACGACGAUCUAAUUGUAAUUUAUAAGCAUUGAGAGACAGGACGGCAGAAGAAGUGGCAGCAGCAACCGAAGAAGAACAAGAAGAAAAAAUAAGUUACAGUUAAAUUGAAAUAUAAGUAAAACAAAAUAUAACAAUAAUUAGACAUAUACAAGGCAAAAUGAACUUUAAUCAUCAAACCAGUAAAAAAAAUAUUGUGAAAUAAUAUGUAUAUUUAAGGUAUUGUAAAUCAAAACCAAAAAUAAUAAAGUAUUAUAAUAACACA